Molecule: messenger RNA, 528 nt
Organism: Adineta ricciae
Lineage: Eukaryota; Metazoa; Rotifera; Eurotatoria; Adinetida; Adinetidae
Source: the annotation of a GenBank genome assembly
AUGGCAACAACAACAAAUCCAACGAAACGUACAACAAUAGGUGGUACAACGAAAAAACGAACCACCGGCUCUCGACCAGAAUUGACAGAUGAACAAAAAACUGAAAUUCGGGAAGCAUUCGAUCUAUUUGAUGCAGAUGGCUCAGGCACAAUCGAUGUGAAAGAACUCAAAGUCGCAAUGCGUGCAUUAGGUUUCGAACCAAAACGUGAAGAAAUUAAAAAAAUGAUUUCGGACAUUCAAAAAGAAAAUGCUAGUACAAUUGAUUUUAAUGAUUUUCUGCAAUUAAUGUCUCAAAAAAUGGCUGAAAAAGAUUCGAAGGAAGAGAUUCUAAAAGCAUUUCGACUCUUCGAUGAUGAUAAUACAGGCAAAAUCUCUUUUAAAAAUCUGAAACGCGUGGCCAAAGAAUUAGGUGAAAAUUUAACCGAUGAAGAAUUACACGAAAUGAUUGACGAAGCCGAUCGUGACGGUGAUGGUGAAAUUAAUGAACAAGACUUUCUACGCAUUAUGAAAAAAACCUCAUUGUAUUGA